This is a messenger RNA of Pseudovirgaria hyperparasitica, 3332 nucleotides long. RefSeq lists its product as uncharacterized. Lineage: Eukaryota; Fungi; Ascomycota; Dothideomycetes; Acrospermales; Acrospermaceae. Gene Ontology annotation, biological process: regulation of DNA-templated transcription. The record is from RefSeq and is a predicted model, not a curated record. The coding region runs from base 329 to 3169 and encodes 946 amino acids. Gene Ontology annotation, molecular function: DNA-binding transcription factor activity, RNA polymerase II-specific; zinc ion binding. The transcript is spliced from 5 exons.
AUGGCGUCGGGAGGAACGGGCCCUAGCGAACUACCUGGAGAAGGACCAUGCAACAGCUCUUGAUUUUCUGGUUUCUUGCUGUGCUAGGACGUUGAACGUAAUCUUUGGUUCCAUAUAUACCCAUAAUAUGCCAACAAGCAGGCAGAAAUGCACUAGUCAUGCGAUCCAAGAGUGCAUAGACUAAUGCAUACGGACCUUUCGCAGAUUACACGAUCGACAUCUCCUUCGACGGCUUUCCUUCCGAGUUCGUUCCUUAAUGUAAUAUCCUAAUGCAGAGAACGGCGAAGAUUGAUCGCCAUUACCAUUUCCGCAAUGGCUUUGACAAAUCAUGUGUAUGUUUGCACCAUUAGAUGUUAUUCGCUACCUAUCUACUUUCAAACUCGGUCGAACUCAUCAGGGCCAGGCCAUCAAGACGCACGAAACGACACAAACUCUGCCCUUUUCAAAUAAUCUGUUCUUUACUAUCGACGUGUCCACAAUAAUGCGUUGGUGUACUUACUGUGGCAAGCCUUUCACAAGAGACGAGCAUCUCGAGAGGCAUAUUCUUACUCAUAGCGAGAUCAAGCCAUACAAAUGUUGCUAUUGCCACAUGUCCUUCGCCCGGAGGGAUCUCCUUCAACGUCAUUAUACAGUCCACGGCAAAGACCAUAACAAUCAAGAAGUCUUACCACCCAACAACGGAAUGAUCGUGAAGUCAGCAGGGAGAACACCUAAGGCAUGCACCAAUUGCGCAAAGACAAAGACGAAGUGUGACAAUAAGUUUCCAUGUAGUCGCUGUAAAAGCCGUAAUCAAGUAUGUGAGAUGCGACCAAAUCGCAGAGCAUCAAAGCAAACAGCAGUUCAAGUGGAGACGCAUCAAAAGGAAAUAUCUACUUGCGGCAAAGCAGCCACGGAGGGGUUAAGUCCACAAGACCGAUCCAGCUCGAGCUCACCAACACGAUGUGAGAAUCAGGAACAACAAGAUACCUCCAAAAAGACUUUAGCACACGAAAAGUUGUCGGUACGGGAUUCACAAAGGGCCUUGAGUGGGCAGACAAUGUUUGGGGAUCAUGCACCAGCCACAUCUUCACACGAAAUCAUGGUAUCCGAGCUGCUGUCUCCUGCACCGGAACCUAACGACUUCGGCAACGAAAAUCGCUAUGAUGGUAGUCUCUUACAAGCAGGAUCAUCGGGUAGCAAUCCUGAUCGUUCAAAUAGUUCGGCUUUUUUCAUGGACUGGUCACAACUGCAGAUGAAUGGAGCCUACACAUCAGAACUGAUGAAUCCAGGAGAUAUGGACUUUGGCAUAAACUUCCUGAAUACGGAAACCACUGAUGAAAUGCUCGAUGUCAAUCCCCACUUCUCUCAUGCCAUACCUACACCGCUUCAUACGCCGCGUAUGGAACAUUCGUUUGCGUCAGAUAUCGAUAUGUCUUGUAGUACGAAUACUGCACAUUCGGUCUUCUUCGCCUCACGUCCAAUUCCUUCCCCACGACAGCCAUCUGUCUGCGACUCAUAUGACUCUGGUGUUUCGGGCUUUACACCAGUCGGCCCAGCUCAAGACCUUGAAUGGACAAUGUGUCGUUACACACCGCCUUUGCCAUCACAUGCGGUACCCAAAACGCUACAGGCAAGUUUAAAUCGCCUUUCAGCGAGUCUCCAAAAUCACGAAGUAUGGAGCAACUGGCAACCAGCAUGGGAUGAGGAAGGCGCUGCAAGUGACGAUCGAAUUGUAAUCGUUCCAUUGCACGAAAGCACCAGAGAUAAGCUUCUUGCCAUUACCCAGGCCUUCCUUCACAAAGCAUUUGAAACACAUAGAAAUGGUUUCAGCGGUCCUAUCGCGGAGAUGUCAUCAAUGCCUAUUCUCCGCGCGGCAUUAAUUUUCAUCAUCCAAGCAGCUUGGAGCGGCGAUAAGUGGCAGACUGACGUUGCCAUGAGCCGGCGAGGAAUGUACCUUGCAAUGCUGGGCCACUCGGGUAUGCUCAGUGAAGCCCCAACACAAAGCCAGGCGCUGUCACAUAACCUACAGAGCACGGUGCUGGAGGAAUCAUGGAAGGAUUGGGUCAAGCAGGAGGGUCGGAGUCGUCUGAUCUAUUCGUGGGUUAUGGUCGACCAAGACUUGGCUCUCUUUCAUAAUUCAGCUCCGCUACUCAAUGUCAGCGAUUUCGAAAUUCCCAUGCCCGAUUCUGACCAGCUUUGGCACGCCAAAUCAGCACAGGAAUGGUCCACUAUCAUGCUAGAGCGUUCCAAAGGAGCCCAUACACACACGAGACCCUCCUCUCUUCGCACGCUUUUAGGUCGAUUCUUGGACAACGAUCUUGUUGCGCAGAGUCUCGCUUUGACGCCGCUACAACUUCGCCUCCUCUUACAUCCGCUCCAGUCGUCGGUAUGUAGCUACACACAGCUGUCGAUGUGUUGUUCCGAUCCGCUUCAUCUAGAUGUCCCUGCUACCACCUCGACGCUUGACCAGUUCAAAGAGGUGCAGACGUUACUCCAGAGGUGGUACAAACUCGCUAAGUCUUACCUGGAUCGAAACCGGCUAUGCACCAUCAUGCAAGUCAAUCUUAUCAUGUUCCAUCUCAUAUCCUUGAAUGCGGUUACCAACUUUGCUGAAAUCGAAAAGCUUGCACGCCGCGAAGGCUUCGACGGGACUUAUCAGCAGGUCUUGUGGCUACACAAGCGCUGUAUAACGAAUGUCGAAGAGGCUAUAUUCCAUGCUGGUCAAGUCCUUCGCCUGGUGCGGAAUAUGGCGCGGAGCAUACGCCCCCCCUGGUGGUCUGGGGCCAUAUAUCGAGUAGCGUUGAUUCUGUGGACCGAUGCUUUGCGACACAACGAUUCGACUAGCAGUCCCAGCUUUAAUGAUAAUAAUGAUCUGCAAGGCAAUCUAGGCGCCAGUAACGGCAGUUUGUCUCGCCAGCCCGAACGGUUGCGCUCAAAUAAUCGCCUCUCUACCAACAAGCCGUCCAUCGAUAUUGCUGUGGACGCUCUGCCGGCUGAUCACCCUUUAAUAAUCCAGUAUACGACCAAGAAGGAGGGCACACCAGUGUUGACGAGUACAGAUGGCUCCCCAGUAGCCAUGAAUAAUGCCUUCGUCGUGCUCAGUCACUGUAUUGAUGUUCUUGACCAAGGAAUUCCCACGUUAUUCUCGGAUGGAAUUAGGAUUAAGCUGGAGCGAUUGACGAGGGAUUGACGAUAUCGUACUAUGAUAUAAUUAGCACCAACGUCAUGUUCGGAACGACCUUACGAAAUCUAGGAGGUAUAUUGUUGUUUAGCCAUCGUUACAAAUGCGACCGGCUUUUGUGUCUUGUGGAUAUGGUCGUAUACGUGUUUUGAUUUCAGCAGUUUCGUUGGAU